Messenger RNA from Drosophila suzukii, 3727 nucleotides. It is a transcript of the gene ksr, whose product is annotated as kinase suppressor of ras. Gene Ontology annotation, biological process: Ras protein signal transduction; protein phosphorylation. NCBI's taxonomy places the organism in Eukaryota, Metazoa, Arthropoda, Insecta, Diptera, Drosophilidae. Gene Ontology annotation, cellular component: cytoplasm. The record is from RefSeq and is a predicted model, not a curated record. Gene Ontology annotation, molecular function: protein kinase activity; ATP binding.
CUUUCCACGCACGGUCACACUGGCACUAUGCGCUGCACUUGACUUGGGUGUAGAGAAAUUUCAACAACAGCCGAAGAAAUUAUAAAAUUAUUGUCUUUUCGCAUUCCUUGAGCCGUCUCGAGUUGCGGGCGUGAGUGUGCGAAAGACGGAGCAGCAGCUGCGAAAGUAAAGGUCGCCGGAAGUGGGCCACAAUGCGGAGCAGAGCCCCGACCCCAGGUCCCAUCGAGUCGUCGAGUCCCCGCGAGGGCGUCUGAAAAAAUCAAUCGGACUCCACUCCGCCACGAAUGAGCAGGAUGAGCAGCAACAACAACGCCCCCGCACACGCCCCAGACUCCGGCUCCAGCAAUGCGAACGGUCCCGUCUCCGGGUCACUGUCCGUGGACAGCAACCUGGUCAUCAUCCAGGAUAUGAUUGAUCUCUCGGCCAACCAUCUGGAGGGCCUGCGCACGCAGUGCGCCACUAGUUCCACGCUGACACAGCAGGAGAUUCGCUGCCUGGAGUCCAAGCUGGUGCGCUACUUCUCCGAGCUGCUUCUGGCGAAGAUGCGGCUCAACGAGCGCAUCCCGGCCAAUGGGCUGCUGCCCCACGCAACGGGCAAUGAGCUGAGACAGUGGCUCCGAGUGGUGGGCCUCAGCCAGGAGACCCUUACCGCCUGCCUCACGCGCCUAACCACUUUGGAGCAGAGCCUGCGACUCAGCGACGAGGAGAUACGCCAGCUGCUGGCCGACAGCCCUAGCCAAAGGGAGGAGGAGGAGCUGCGACGCCUGACUAGGGCCAUGCAAAACUUAAGGAAGUGCAUGGAAUCGCUGGAGAGCGGCACUGCGGCAAGCAACAACGAUCCAGAACAGUGGCACUGGGACUCAUGGGACAGGUCCAUCCACAUUCACCGCGGCAGCGUGGGCAACAUAGGACUGGGUCAGAAUUCAACCGCCUCCCCGAGAACCCAUCAUCGCCAGCAUGGUGUCAAGGGGAAAAGCGCCGCUUUGGCCAACUCAACCAGCUCCCGGAGCGGCCGUCAAUCGCCUACGGCAACAGAGGAGCUGAACAGUACGCAGGGUUCUCAGCUGACCCUGACUCUCACGCCCUCGCCACCCAACUCGCCCUUUACGCCUUCCAGCGGGGUGAGCAGCAGCCUCAAUGGUACACCGCAGAGGAGUCGCGGUACACCGCCACCCGCCAGAAAGCACCAAACACUGCUGAACCAGAGCCAAGUGGACGGAGAGCAGCCAGCCGGUAAUCGUUUGCCCACUGAUCCCAGCCCCGAUAGCCACAGUUCCGCCAGCUCUGACAUCUUUGUGGACGCAAAUACAAAUGCUAGUUCCGGAGGAAGCUCCUCAAACGUGCUAAUGGUGCCGUGCUCCCCGGGCGUGGGCCACGUUGGCAUGGGUCAUGCCAUCAAGCAUCGCUUUACCAAGGUCAUAGGCUUCAUGGCCACCUGUACUUUGUGUCAGAAGCAGGUGUUCUCCCGCUGUCUGAAGUGCACCGACUGCAAGUACAUCUGCCAUAAGUCUUGCGAGCCACACGUGCCACCUUCCUGCGGACUGCCACGAGAAUAUGUGGAUGAGUUCCGCCACAUUAAGGAGCAGGGUGGAUACGCCAGUCUACCGCAUGUGCACGGCGCCGCCAAGGGAUCACCGCUGGUUAAGAAGAACACCCUGGGCAAACCGCUUCAUCAGCAGCACGGCGACAGCAGUUCGCCGAGCUCCAGCUGCACCAGUUCCACCCCAAGUAGUCCGGCGCUGUUCCACCAAAGAGAUCGCGAGUUGGAUCACGGUGGCAGCAGCUCCAGCGCCAAUCUGGUUCCUACUCCAUCACUGGGCAAGCACCAGCAGGCUCAGUUCAACUUCCCCAACGUGACGGUGACAAGCAGUGGUGGAAGCGGAGGUGAUACGCUUAUUUCCAAUGAACCAGCUCCAGAGCAAUUCCCUGCCGUGCCUAUCACCGCCAAUGGAGGACUGGACAGCCUGGUUGGCAGUUCCAACGGGCACAUGAGUUCCCUAAUAGGCAGUCAGUCGUCAAAUGCAUCUAGUUCCGCCACCGUGACUGGUCUGGUCAACAGCACAACCAGCACUAGUACCAGCAGCUUCUUUCCACGCAAACUGAGCACAGCCGGGGUAGAUAAGAGGACGCCCUUCACCAGCGAGUACACGGACACCCAUAAGUCAAAUGAUAGCGAUAAGACAGUCUCUUUGUCCGGCAGUGCCAGCACGGAUUCGGACAGGACGCCCGUUAGAGUGGAUUCAACGGAAGACGGAGAUUCGGGGCAGUGGCGGCAGAACUCCAUUUCACUGAAGGAAUGGGACAUUCCGUACGGCGACCUACGCCUGCUAGAGCGGAUCGGGCAGGGACGCUUUGGCACUGUACAUCGAGCCCUGUGGCAUGGAGAUGUAGCAGUAAAGCUGCUCAACGAGGACUACCUGCAGGACGAGCACAUGCUGGAGACCUUUCGCAGCGAGGUGGCCAACUUCAAAAACACGCGGCACGAGAAUCUGGUGCUGUUCAUGGGAGCCUGCAUGAAUCCGCCAUACUUGGCCAUUGUGACUUCUUUGUGCAAGGGCAACACCCUGUACACGUACAUCCACCAGCGUCGCGAGAAGUUCGCAAUGAACCGGACACUGCUUAUUGCCCAGCAGAUAGCUCAGGGCAUGGGAUACCUGCACGCGAGGCAGAUCAUCCACAAGGAUCUACGCACAAAGAACAUAUUCAUCGAGAAUGGCAAGGUGAUCAUCACGGACUUUGGGCUGUUUAGCUCCACCAAGCUGCUCUACUGUGAUAUGGGCCUAGGGGUGCCCCACAACUGGUUGUGCUACCUGGCGCCGGAGCUCAUCCGAGCGCUGCAGCCGGAGAAGCCGCGCGGAGAGUGCCUGGCGUUCACCCCCUACUCGGAUGUCUACUCUUUUGGAACUGUGUGGUACGAGCUAAUUUGCGGUGAGUUCACGUUUAAGGAUCAGCCGGCGGAGUCGAUAAUCUGGCAAGUGGGACGUGGAAUGAAGCAAUCGCUGGCCAAUCUGCAGUCGGGACGCGAUGUCAAGGACUUGCUAAUGCUGUGCUGGACUUAUGAGAAGGAGCACCGACCACAAUUCGCGCGCCUGCUGUCGCUCCUAGAUCACCUUCCCAAGAAGCGACUGGCGCGUAGUCCCUCCCAUCCCGUCAACCUGUCACGGUCUGCGGAAUCCGUGUUCUGAGGGAGCUGCUUCCUGGUCACUGUCACUGUCUAGUACAAUUACGACCGAUUAACUAAGCUGGCUCGGUUUCUUCCCAAACAGUAAACUCUCCUAAGCAAAGAUUGUAAAUACUUAAACGUAACUACCAAAUUAUAGAAACGAUUUUAAAACUAAAUUAUGUACGCAUGUAUCGGGUGCAAUCAGUUGCAGUUGUGAGCAAACAAAACAAAGGCGAAAACAAAUGUUAACUCGAAAAAGACAAAAGUUUAAAUGUUAAAGAGCAGAGGCAAACUGAGAAGGCAUAGACAUACAUAUACAAACAAACAAGCACUGUGGCAAAUAUUAAAGUAAACGUUAAUCAGGUGAGCAAUUUCUAAAUUGUUAAUUAUGUGUAAGUUAAACUCUAUAUAUGUACAUGUGUAUACAGAAUUGUAUAUGAGGGAUUAGUGUUUAAAUUAAUAUGUAUUGUGUACUAUGUGUACGGUCAAAUGUAUAUAGUAAAUGGACUUUAAAUGCGAAAUCAAGAAAAAUGUCAAAUAAACUUAUCAGUAAAGCCAAAUUAA